Messenger RNA from Malassezia restricta, 6807 nucleotides. Its product is annotated as WD repeat and FYVE domain protein 3. The coding region runs from base 1 to 6807 and encodes 2268 amino acids. Gene Ontology annotation, molecular function: protein binding. The transcript has a single exon. Lineage: Eukaryota; Fungi; Basidiomycota; Malasseziomycetes; Malasseziales; Malasseziaceae. The record is from RefSeq and is a predicted model, not a curated record.
AUGCAAGUGUGUAUCUCCAACGAUGGCCGUGCGCUGAGUCGGAGCAAGGUGUGGCGUGUGUCAUCCAUGUCGCAUGGAGCGACGGACGAUGGCAUGCAUGCGCCACUAAUGCUGGCGCAGACGUCCCCAUCACUAGGGGACAGUCCAUGGGGUGCAUGGCCCUCCGCCACCGAGCGCGAGCAAGAGCGGCGCGAACGGGCAGGUGCGCGGCUACGCUCGCUCGUCGAAUCGGUGCACGCAUGCCCCUCGAACGAUGCUGACACCAUGCUGGCCGUCGCACAUGAAGUGCACAAGCUGUUGUGGGAGAACGGGAGUCAUCAAGCGCGGGUGUACGAAGGAUUUGGCGACUGCGGGGGCUUUCUUGCGAUCGGCAAACUAAUCGCGGCCGUCCAGCGUGGACGCGAAGAGCCCAGCGCAUCGCGCGGCACAGAGCUGCUCCUUCUUACUCUCGCCAUCUUGACCGACGCCAUAUCGCACAGCCCAUCGAAUCUGCUGGCGUUUGAGCACAGCCUUGGAUGGGACGCUCUCGUGCUCUCCCUCAACGCGGCCGUCUCCAUGCCCGAUCGCGUCGUCGCUCUGCUCUUUGGCAUGAGCAUUGGCCACGUCGCCGAGGGUGUCCACCAAUUCCGCGCGGUCUCGCACGCCACAGGCUCUGUCCCGCCGUGGCAUCGAUCGGUGAUCCAUCCACAAGCUCUGUUUCGAGCCGUGUGCCUGGCUGAGGAUGCGUGUGCACCGCCGGUGGCACGUACCGCCUAUGUGCUUCUGCACGACCUGCUGUGUGAUAAUGUCCGGAAUGCAGUCGUGCUCUCCCGCACGCCUCUCUUAUCACGCGUCCUCCGCACCUGGCUCCGAGGAUCUGCCGACGAACAACGCGUCCUGCGCCUCUUACUUCUCGACGGCAUGAAAAGCGCCGCAGAUGUGCGCACCGUAUUUCAGCACCUUCUUGAGGCACCAUCACUUCACAAGGAAUGUGCGCGCCUCGAGUUACUGCACCACGUUGCCGUAUCUGUGCAUCGCCCCGCUGCCCUCGUGCUCCCUGCACACGAUACCCAUCCAGCGACUGUGCAUAUCUCCGCGCUGCAUCGCCCCUUUCCACCAGACGCGUCGUCGGGAUUCACGCUGGCCCUCGCGGUGGAACUGCAUCAUAUGGCGUCCCAAGGCACACUGGACCUCGUGCAUGUGGGCCCCGAGGGCACAGCCAUGCGUCUCUCCCUCCAACUAGAAGAUCGCUCGCUGGUCUACUCACCAGGCCACGCCACAUCAUAUGCACUGCCACGCACACAGCUCGCCACGCACACGCCACAGCACAUUGUGCUCACACACGCCAGGUCAGCGCCGCAUGUGGCAUCGACCGUGCACGUCUACGUGAACGGCCAACGAGCGUGCACCUUACAAGCACCGUGGCCGGGUGCAUUGCCUCACCCAGCGCCUGUUUCGCUGGGCAGCACGUCACCAGGCUCGGUGUGGUCGCUCUCAUCGGCCUUUUUGCAUGACCAGGUGGUGCCGUCCAGCAUCCCGCAGCUCUUGUAUGAGCUCAUGCCCGUGUACACAGGUCACUUGCAGGGACCCCUCGCGCGGUUUCUAACGUAUCCGAGCAUGGCCCAUCUACAAGCGCGUCUGGAUGCGCUGGGCGAUGCGUCCUCGCCGCCCAGCCAGGCCUAUGCUUCACUCCAUGCAGCCAUGUACACGGCCGCCGCGCAUGUCUUCCCCGCCUUUGGAUUCUACUUUCACUUGCAAGCCGCGCACACGGUGCGUGUGGACGGGAAAGUGCUGGUGCCCAAUGAAGCGACAGAAAUGUCGAGCGGCGGCCACUGUAUCGUGCACGGCGUGCCGACGGUGCGUGUACCACGCGCCUUGGGCGAUGCUGUAUGGGGCAUCGGCGGCUGUGCCGUACUGCUGGCCCUGAUCGAGCGCGCGGACUCGAGCGAGGCACUCGAACACACGCUGCGUUUGUUUCUUCGCCUCGUCACGCAUUCGUGGCGCCUCGCCGAGGAUGCUGAAAGAUCCCAUGCCUAUGGCGUCCUGGGCGUCCUCCUUCGCAUGCAUGCUCCCAUGCUGACGCCGCAGAUCGUGUCUCUACUUGAAAACGCCGUCGUGGUCGAUGAUCAGCUCGUCAACAUUCCUCUGUACCGCGCGAUCCUCAUGGACGUGUCUCUAUGGAUCCGCGCACCGCUCGAUGUCCAACUCGCGUAUAUGCACCACUUCGCGCGUGUGCUUCCGCUAGGCAGUCGCCGACUCCGUGACGUGCAUCUCAUUCGUCGUCUCGUACACGGGGCACGCGCCGCUCCCUUUGUCCCUGUCGACGUCAUCAAUCACAUCGCAUCGCUCGCUUUGCAUCAUUAUUUCCGACCUCGCAACAUCCAGGCGACCGUGCACUUUAUCACACUCGUGCUGGGGCACACCGCUCCAUCUGCUCAUACCCUCGGUGCUACGGGCCCACGCACAGAUGCAGACACGGCCUAUCCACCCACAGCAUGCUCCAUGGCGCUCGUCCCGCGGUGUGCGAUGCCCGAUGCACGUGCGCUUAGCAUGGCACGAACAUGGCUCGAUGUGCUCGUGCGCAUAAUGGCAGAUGAUGCGCGCCGUGCUGCCAUGGUCGCCGAUCUCGUGCACCCUAAAUGGCUCUUGAUGCUCGUUCGUCCCGGACUCGCUCGCGACGACGUGCCUCUGGUUCUAGAGUUUGUCGGCAUGCUGCUCAGCACAUCGCCCAGUCUCGCACAAACCUGGACGCGUCUCGGUGGCUUCCGCGUCUUAGAGCGCACACUGCCCCCGCACUGGGACGUGCCUUGCGUGCUCCCGUGGAUGUGGACGCUCCUGCUCGGCCCUCACGCUCCCAAGUCGUCCUUAUACCAUACAUUUGCUCACGCUACAGCCGUCGCGCAUCCACAGGCUCUGCGUGUCAUUGUGCAGUGCAUGGCUCAUGGCAUGAUGGCAUGCCGCACGGCACCUGCCAAGCGGCGUGCAUCGCUGCCCCACAUUCCCGCACCGCCUCCGGGUCUGACCGCCCUCGAAGACUCGGUUCGCUUGCUCGUCGUUCACUCCCACAACGAGGAUGUACGUGCCCUUCUCAUGCUCGCUCCGACCCUCGUUGCCGUGCUUCGCGCCACGGCGCCGUGCUUUGUGGACGAGCCAUGCGGUCCGCGUGUAUGUGCAUUGUGUGAUGCCCUCGUGGAUAUGCUCGCGGCCUGCAUCGCCGAGCUCGUGCUAUCGUCGCACACCCUUACCCUUCUGCACAAUUUGCAUGCGGUAGCGAUGCCCACCUCCGAUCCACUUAUCCAGUCACGGCUCUGUACGGCCGUCUACAUCCCCCUACUUGCGCGCAUCGACAGUCUCAUUCGCACUCGCCCCGUCAUGCGACAUACCCUCGAGCUCGUCGCCGACAUGCUCGAAAUGGCCUCCAAUGAAUCACUGCGCUCCCUCCUGCUCCAACUGCGCAUCUUCGAUCUCGCACAGGUCAUUGUCUAUGCGCCCGCCGCCCUCGUUUCCUUCAAGACACGCAUGCAAACGACGUUGGCACUCGAACGAAACGUGCUCCAUUCUUUUGCCACAGAUGAGCCCUCAACCACACUGUCUUUUUGCUACGAAGCACGCCUAUUCUUACUCACUGACGCGUCUGAUCUGGGAUUCAUCCAGUGCGUCGCGCACCAUGCCACCAAACACCGCACUACGCACCCUCAGGCUCAGUCGUGCCUCUUGUACAUGAGCGCUCAUUGGCCAGAUCUUGUCAAAGACCCACUCGCAGAUACGCCUCCGCCCUUCGGCGCUGUGUGGGCUUCGACACUCGCUUCGCAGCAAACGUUUUUGCGCUCUUUGGCACGCGAUCGCAUCAAAACAUGGCGCUGCGAGCCAUCCUCUCUCGCCCUGUCAACCUUGCAGCUGCAUGCACGGAUCGGUGCAUGGCAUACAGCGCUUCGAGACAACGACUCGGUGCGCUCAGCCAGACAGGCUCAAGACACACGCGAAGACAUCGCGUUCAUGCGUCGACAAUGGGCCGACAUGCGAGAUUCGCUUCGACUACCCUCCCCUGACGUAUCGUCCAUGGAUUGGCACCUCGAUCCCACCGAAGGCCCGUCGCGUGCGCGCAUCAAGCUGUGGUCCGUUCCGCACCGCGUCAUGCAGACCCAUGUGUCCAUGCCCGUGGCGCCCGACGUGCACAUUCAUGUGUCUGAGCAGGACGCCGUGCCACUGCCCGAGCAUAUCGACCUAGAUGCCAUGCCUGUGGUAGACACGCGUCCCUCUUCCGGCCAUACGGCACCCAAUGUCGCCUCACCAUCACCCGCGCACAUGGCCAUCGCUCCACCGGACGACUUGAGUGACAAGAUCCGCUGCAUUCUGCGCACCCUUGAACCUGGUGACAGUGUGAAGGAGAUUCUCAACACGUCGCGUGUCGUCGGCAUUGACGUCCAGAGCAGCCUGCUUAUUGCUGGUGCUCAGCAUCUGUACUUGUUGGACGAUUACUUCCAGCGCCCGAACGGUGAAAUCGUCAAUGUCUGGGAAGCUCCGCCACACGAGCGCGAUGCCUUAAUCGUGGCGGCCGGUGUCGCACAGGUGGCACAAAGCAGCACACCCGUGCAGAUAUGGCGCUGGGAACAACUCCGACUUUGUCUGGACCGUGCAUGGCUGCAUCGGCGAACGGCGCUGGAACUUUUCUUCCACGAUGGGCAGAGUUGCUUGCUCGUUCUGCCUACACAAGCGCAUAUGACGUGCUUGAAAGAUAUGGUGCGUGCUAAGGCGCCUUCGGCCUUGUCGGACAGCGAAGCCCUCGUGGAUGGCGUCCGAGAAAUGACAACGGCGCCUGCGCGUCUCAAGGGCGUUAUGCUCCGGCGCUCUCCGGUCGGUCGCGAGACGUUGGCCUGGCAGGAACGGCGCAUGUCCAAUGCCGAGUACCUCAUGGCACUUAACACCGUGGCAGGGCGCACUAUGAACGAUCUAACACAAUUCCCUGUGUUUCCGUGGAUUUUGGCCGAUUAUACUAGCAUGACGCUCGACCUGACGCAUCCAGAAAGCUUCCGGCAGCUGGACAAGCCCAUGGGUGCUCAGACGGAGGCACGCCAUGCCGAGUUUGACGAGCGAUACGAGCAAUUGCUUCAAGUGCAACUAGAGCCCUUCCACUACGGCACCCAUUAUUCCACGGCUAAUUCUGUCUGUGGCUUCCUCGUACGAGUCAUGCCUUUUGCACAGAUCCUGCAAAGUAUGAAUGGCGGCUCAUUCGAUCUACCUGACCGCUUGUUUGCUUCCGUCGGCCAUGCCUGGACUUCGGCCAGUGAAAAAUCGCGCGCUGAUGUACGAGAGCUGAUCCCCGAGUUCUUCUUUCUUCCUGAAAUGUUCAUCAAUAUGCACCAACUAGACUUUGGCACGACUCAAGCUGGCACACAAGUAAAUCAUGUCGCCCUGCCUCCAUGGGCGCAAAAUGACCCCUUCCUCUUUGUACAAAAGCACCGCGAAGCGCUGGAAUCUGACCAUGUGAGUGCACAUCUGCACGAAUGGAUCGAUCUCAUCUUUGGAUAUAAAUCACGAGGACCAGAGGCCGUGGCGGCUACGAACGUGUUCCAUCCUAUGUCGUAUGCUGAUAGUGUCGAUCUUGAAGGCAUUGACUCGGCACUUGAGCGCCAGGCUGCUGCACAAGUCGUGCACAACUUUGGACAAACACCCGCCCAGCUUUUUUCUCGUCCGCAUCCGCCACGGCCACCGCGGGCACAGCCAGAGCCAUGGCAGGCCACAGACCUGCUAUUAUACCCAUCAUAUCUGCUUCAAAGCGUAUUGCCCAUGACAGUAGCACCUGGCCCCGUCGCCCAUAUGAUCGGCCUACCAGAAUCGCUUUGUGCCUCGACGCGCGAUAAAAUCCACUUGCUUGAUGCCAAUCUUUCUCUCUCCUUUGGGUACGUCGAUAAUUCUGUGCGAUUUUUGGAUCAUGAAGACGAUCUUGUCGCUAUGCUGGAGCACGCAUCAGUCGGGCGGAUCUCUUGCAUGGUCAUUUUGCGAGAUGUGGUCGUUCUCGGAUCUGAUGAUGGCAUGACGCAAUUAUAUGCACUACACUUACCCAAUCCCCACCUUGAAACUCGUGCAGCCUUACCGGGUCAUACUGCCGGCGUAUUGUGCUGUGCGGCCUCGUCGACAUGGAGUAUUGCGGUCACAGGCAGCGCUGACCAUUCGGUUAUCGUAUGGGACUUGAACCGGUGCCGCUUUGUUCGACAGCUCAAGGAACCAGACCAACCUAUCCAGCUUGUGGCCAUUGAUGAUCAGCGUGGAUGGAUUGCCGCCGCGGCUGGCUCUGAAGUAUGGGUGUGGUCGAUCAACGGUUUCUUACUGGUGCAUCAAAGCACACGCAGUGCCACCAACGAUCCACCGUCGAGCAUGACAUUUGUGGCCCGCGAUUUUCAUGUGGACAAAUUGGGUGUUUUGGUGACGGGGCAUCGUGACUGCAUCGUGAUGUGGGACAUUGUAUCGAAUCAUGCACGUGCCACACCGCCUCGAUGGCGCUUGGAGAAGAAUACGGUAUUGUCUCUGCGCCAAAGCAGCAAAGCCACCUGCCUUUACAUGCCAAACACUUCUACGCUCUGCACAGGCCAUGAGGACGGAGAAGUAUAUGUAUGGACACUACCAGGUGCAGCGACAUUGCCCAAAGCUCCUCAGGAGCAAUGCAUCGGCCAAUGUGACCACCGUUUCGGCUUCUUAGACGUAAAACGAGCCUGUCAGGGCUGCGGCGCUUUGAUAUGCAACAAGUGUUCCAUAUCGUGUGCCAACGGCCAACUGCGGCUUUGUAUACCAUGCACAGGUAUACUUGGUUCCAGGGGUAUGAGUCUUUAG